Molecule: messenger RNA, 2742 nt
Organism: Mesorhabditis belari
Lineage: Eukaryota; Metazoa; Nematoda; Chromadorea; Rhabditida; Rhabditidae
Source: the annotation of a GenBank genome assembly
AUGGAGACUAAGGUGAAAGAUGAUGAUGAGAAAGUCGAUUCGAUGAAAGAAAUUGAAGGAGGAGAAGAAAAGGAGGAAGAAGACGAAGAUGUGAAUAAUGAAGGGAAAGAUGGAGGUGAAGAAGGAGAAGAAAUCGAAGAAGAAGGGGAUGGAGAUGGGAGAACACCCUCAUCGAUGGAUGAGAAUACGGGUGGAGACAGCAAUGACAGCAAUGAGAUUCCGUUGCCCGACUCAAUGGUGGCUGAAUGCGAGAUCUCAGAGACUCCAAUCACUGAUCAGAGCCCCGAUUCUCGAGCGGCGAUCGUCUUCGACCCAUCCAAUCGCACCUUUAAAGCCAUUAACAUUCGUGCACUGCCGGAAAAUUCCACCACUGGAGAAGAGAUUGAUAUCAAUGGCACAAUUUAUACAAUAAACGAGUUUUUCGAGACGUUUGAUGAGGCACAAAAGGCUUGCGAACAAAAAGUCGAGACUCUCAACUCGACAUCGAGUGGCCAACUUUUCUUCAAUGCCACGAGAAAUGGGGGCUCUUAUGAGGAAAGUUAUGAAGAUGAUGAAGUUGAAGCCACAGAGAUAAACGCCGAGUUGUUCAAUGCUGGCGAGCCAUCACCCGUUCCACAACAAGAGAAAGGACCAGAAAAUGAUCCAAUUGAAGCGAUCCGUUACCUCUUCGCCGUUUACUACAACGAGUUAUCCGAGGAUAUAACCAGAUUAAAUCGUCGUCAAGAAUCUCUAUGUACGAUGAUGGAAACUGUUUUGGGUGGCUCGUGGACCACUGGAUCGGUUGAUGAGCGGAGAGGAAUUGAUCCUCGAGAGCCUCGAGUGUUGCGACGUUUGGGAGCAAAGAAUUUUUUCCGUCUUCAACCAGCGAUGAGACCUUCAACAAAUCCAAUGACAGACGAGUACAGGGAUCUCCUCCUUCCCGAACCUGAGACUUCAUCUCAAUCGAAUGCACGAAGGAGUUGUACAUUGCCGGAGAAUCGAGAGAAAUUCCGAAGGCAGCGUUAUGAUGAUGAUGGGGAAAACUCAGAGGAAAGCGCAAACUAUAAAGGGACUGCAAAAGGAGGCCAUCCCGGUUAUCCAUACAUUUCGAAAGAAGACGAAGAGUUAUGUUUGACUCAAUCAUGCGGAGUGCCGGCAAAUUAUGCUCAACGGGUGGCAAGGAUUCUUUUCAAGGACAGUCUUCAAUUGUAUUUUAAGGAACAAGAUCCCCGAAAACGUCAUUGGAUCCACGAUAUGGUCGAUUUUCGAUUUCCUUCAGAGGAUAAACAAACUCAAAUGUACAAAUGGAAGAAUUGCUCGUGGGCAAUCAAUAAAAAUCGACAUGGAAAAGAGCCUCAAGCCUUUCAUCCUCGGAGAUCUACUUAUUUACCUGAUACCUCAAAUGCAAGUCCAUCAAACGCAAAUUUUGCUCAAUUGUCCUAUGACAAGCGGAAGGGUCAACAUUACAAAUCAUGGACAGGAAAAGAGGAAAUUUCUCACGUGAAGCCCGAUUUCCCUUAUGUGAGUGAAGAGAUUGAACAAGGAGCCUAUGAGAAAAGUCCUCACGAUCCAAUCAAAUACACUGAGAUCCUCGCUUUUCAACUCUUCCAUGACAGCCUCGACAAACUCUUUUCUGAACAGGAUGGAGCGAAAAAGGAAUGGCUUCGAGAUAUGGUUGAUUAUCGAUUUCCUUUGGACGAUAAAUUGAAAAGGGACACGAGGUGGAAGGUUUGCGGAGCCGCCGCCAAUCGCAAUCGCUUGAAACACGUUGUGAAUGGAGUAGUUUUGGCGUAUCCGUAUACAUCAAAGGAAUUCGAAGAGAAUUGUCUCCGAGCGGCUCGGGGAAAUCCGACAGUUUAUGCGGAAAUGAUGGGAAGAGGACUAUUUGCUGAAUCGAUUAAUGUAUCAUUUAAGGAUCAAGAUCCACGCAAACGAACGUGGCUUCACGACAUUUUGGAUCGCCGUUUCCCCACUCACGACAAAAUCAAGCAGAUUCAGAAAUGGAAGCUCUGCUCGUCGGCGAUCAACAAGAAUCGCUCGUUAACGAACGCUCAGCUAGAUGAAUACCGGAUCGCAGCCGCUAAAAGUUCCACUGCUCAUUCUGGCGCCUCAACCUCGAAGAAAGAAGAGAAAGAAACGAUCACAAAGCCAAAAGAAGAAAAAGAGCCACACACGCGGGCAAGGGACCCACCAAGGAAUCGAGAAGAGAUCGCGCCAACAGCGACCACAAGAACACAAGCUAGAUCAACUUCUCGUGGUGCCACAACAAGCACACUUCCUGUCACAGAAGAACCACCGCUGGUGAUAGUGAAACAUCCACGAUCGAGAGGAGUUGAAAAGGAGACACCAAAAGAAACUAAUGGAAUUCCGGGAACUCGUUCAAAUGAUUCAAUCAAAUUGAGAGCCGUCACAAAACGAUCGGCCGCGCCUGCAACGACCGACACACCGAUAGUGACAAAGAUGGCGAGGAGGAAAAAUUCUCUGCUCGUCGCUGACCCAACCAUCGCUUUCCCUUAUAAUGUCAACGAUGAUCAAGAAGAGGAAUUUUUCCAGAAAUCCGAUGGCUCCGCCUCGUCUUACGCAAAAACGGUGGCUCAAAUCCUUUUCAAGGACAAUCUGAAUGCCUAUUUCAAGGAACAAGAUGAAGAUCGCCGAAAUUGGCUUCGGAAACUCGUGGAUGCCCGUUUCCCAACUCCUCGAAAACGUGAUCAAGAAAUCAAAUGGAAGAAUUGUCAGCUCGCCAUUAACAAGAACCGGAGCAGU